This is a messenger RNA of Pungitius pungitius (ninespine stickleback), 502 nucleotides long. It is a transcript of the gene cenpw, whose product is annotated as centromere protein W. The record is from RefSeq and is a predicted model, not a curated record. Lineage: Eukaryota; Metazoa; Chordata; Actinopteri; Perciformes; Gasterosteidae. Gene Ontology annotation, biological process: kinetochore assembly; chromosome segregation; mitotic cell cycle. The coding region runs from base 108 to 335 and encodes 75 amino acids. Gene Ontology annotation, molecular function: DNA binding; protein heterodimerization activity. The transcript is spliced from 3 exons. Gene Ontology annotation, cellular component: nucleoplasm; kinetochore.
GAAGAAGAAUUCUUUACCGGAAGUCAGAGAAGCGGGAGCUUUGAAGACGUAAACAAACCCAUUUUUUGUUGGCGUGAACUUUGGUUUCACACUGAACAUUUGCUAAAAUGCUGAAGAAGGCACCUAAAUUGAAAUAUAUAAUCAAAACAAAAUCGAAGAAUAACAUAAAUGUGAGACCAACGUCAGAGGCGAUGAUUGAACUCCUCGCGCUGCUGUUUUUGAACAGCCUGGCAGAGGAGGCGAAGUCCAAAGCUUUUGAAGAAAAAUCGGCAACUAUCAGAGCUCAUCAUCUCAGAGCAGUCUCCAAGAAAAUGCUGAAAAAAUCUCGCGGCUGAAGACGGCGAAGUACGUCCUCGUCAUAAAAAAACAUCAUGAAAGUAGAAAUCUUUCACGAUGUUUCAUAUGCUUUCAAUCAACAUUUUUUGUAUUUUUAUUCUAUUCUUUGUGUAAUCGAUUUCCUGUCGAGAGUUUUUUGGUCUUCAUUAAAUACUUGUGGAUCUUU